UCCAUUCCAUUCGAUUCGUUAGCUAACGCCUAACGCUUAAUAUAACAGUAGAAUCUCACCAGUCGUGUCUUUAACGCUUACUCUUUCGUAAUUACCAAACUAGCAAAGAUGAAUCCCAGUGUUAUUUGUGGAAUUUUGUCGUUCUUCUGCGUAGUCCAAUUGGGUUACACAAAACAGUGUUAUUCAUGCGCCGGUACCCCCAUCGACAUGCCCCACAUCCCGAAUUUGCCACCCCAAAUUAAGGUCAUGAGCAAGGCUUGUUCUGACCCAAUUAAAAUCAACGAACUGUCCAAUGCCAAAGUAAACUGCGACGAUGGAAUCUCCCAAUGCACGAAAAUGGAGAUGAAAGUGGGCGAUAUUGAGAUUGUGAUGCGUGGAUGUCUUCCUCCUGAAGGAUGUGCUGUCUUCAAGGAUUGCCACACCUGCACUGGAGACCUUUGUAAUUCGUCGGCUGUUAUUCUACCAUCACUCUUGUUUGUUACCUUUGUUAGUUUAUUAGUUGCGAAAGUGAACUGGUAAUUCUUAUUAUUAUUAAGUCUUUAUGUAGGUACUUAAACCUUGCUUUUUUUGUUAAAUGUACAUCACUAGCGUUCAUGAUGUUUUAAUAUAUAAGAAGCAUUAUUCAUAUACCAUUGUGAGAUCUAGUCGCUUACAGUUUUACCAUAUUUUCGGGAGAGCUUUUAUGUAAUUAAGUGAACUUGACGUUGCCAUUUUAAAUGUGCCUUCACAGUGCGGUGUCUUAAACUUUUUUUGUAUAUACAUAAGUAAUAGUUUGUACAGUAAUUUGUAUACACUUUCAUAUUCCAGUAUCUUGUAGUUUCAUAUUUAACUACUACAAAUAAACGGGUGUCUACAUUAGAAACAUUAAAAUCUGUGUAUAAUUUUACGUAAUGGGAUAAAUAAUAAAUGUUUU
Photinus pyralis (common eastern firefly) is the source of this 913-nucleotide messenger RNA. RefSeq lists its product as uncharacterized. Lineage: Eukaryota; Metazoa; Arthropoda; Insecta; Coleoptera; Lampyridae. The transcript has 3 exons. Bases 109 to 519 code for a protein of 136 amino acids. The record is from RefSeq and is a predicted model, not a curated record.